AAUCUGUAUAAACAGUUCCAGGCGGAAAUGGUCGGUCUUUUGAUUACGUCACUCCGUCGAAUAAGGAAGGGGACGUCAUCUUAAACUGCAAGGGUCAAAAUUAUUGACUCCCCUGUUUUGGUAGCCUGGCCGGUAGGCGCGUUUGGCCAGUAACCGAAAGGUUGCUGGAUUGAAUCCCGGAGCUGACAAGGUAAAAAUCGGUUGUUCUGCCCCUGGGCAAGGCAGUUAACCCCCAACAAAAACUGCCCCCCUGGAGCCGAUGAUGUGGAUGUCUACCAACAUAUUUUACAGUCGCAGUUGUAAAUGAGAACUUGUUCUCAACUAGCCUACCUGGUUAAAUAAAGGGGUGUCAGAGUUGAAAUAUGUCGUGGAUAAGGGAAGGUGAAUUGAACCUCAUUGAGAAGCUCUCAGCCAACAUACUGAAGGCUGGCCCGAUGCCCAAACAUGUGGCCUUUAUCAUGGAUGGCAACCGGCGCUACGCCCGCAAGCGUCAGGUGGAGCGCCAGGAGGGACACACACAGGGUUUUGACAAACUGGCAGAGACACUACGCUGGUGCCUGAACCUGAGCAUCCAUGAGGUCACAGUGUACGCCUUCAGCAUCGAGAACUUCAAGCGGUCUAAAGACGAGGUGGACGGCCUCAUGGAGCUGGCCAAGCAGAAGUUCAUCAGACUGCUAGAAGAACAGGAUAACCUGGAGAAGCAUGGGGUGUGCAUCCGGGUGUUGGGAGACCUGACACUACUGCCUCUGGACCUGCAGCAGCACAUAGCCCGGGCUGUGGUGGCCACCAGGACUCAUAACAAAUGCUUUCUGAACGUGUGCUUUGCCUACACCUCAAGACAUGAAAUCGCUAAUGCCGUCAGAGAGAUGGCUUGGGGCGUGGAGCAGGGACUUAUCAAAUCCAGUGAUGUAUCGGAGGCCCUGCUGAGUCGGUGUCUGUACAGCAGUAACUCUCCCAAUCCUGACCUGCUCAUUCGCACGUCUGGAGAGGUGCGACUCAGUGACUUCCUGCUGUGGCAGACGUCCCACUCCUGCUUAGUGUUCCAGUCAGUCCUGUGGCCAGAGUACUCCUUCUGGAACCUGUGUGAUGCCAUUCUGCAGUAUCAGCUCAAUCACAGACCUCUUCAGAAAGCCAGAGAUCAACACAGAGAGGGACAGGCCCUACAGCAGCAGGAGGCAGACCGGGCCUGUUUAGCAGACCUCCUACAGCACCACGGCAAUGGAAAGCCCCUGGAUGCCCAGAGGAGACAGGAAGCACUGCUCAACUACACUGCCAGCCGAGAGGAACGGGUUCAGGACUUCCUUGGUGCACUCCAGCACAAGAGAGACUCCUUCCUUACUGACUUAACCAGACAAGCUGCUCUGGCAUAAAGAGGGGAUGAGAGGAACAUAAUGCUCCCCAUCUUGAAUUGGGGGAACAAUCCCAUCUCUCUUCCUCUUCCCUAAAGGGCUGAGUAGUUUUAAACUUCUUAUUUUGUAUGAGUGAUUUUACCCCUAUGGGGCUGUAUGUGGGAUAUUUAUGUGUAUAUUCUAAAAGAGAAGUCUGAUCAAAGUCUAAUAAAAAGAGAAGUCUGGUAAAGA
Molecule: messenger RNA, 1580 nt
Organism: Oncorhynchus mykiss (rainbow trout)
Lineage: Eukaryota; Metazoa; Chordata; Actinopteri; Salmoniformes; Salmonidae
Product: dehydrodolichyl diphosphate synthase complex subunit DHDDS
Biological process (GO): polyprenol biosynthetic process
Cellular component (GO): dehydrodolichyl diphosphate synthase complex; endoplasmic reticulum
Molecular function (GO): ditrans,polycis-polyprenyl diphosphate synthase [(2E,6E)-farnesyl diphosphate specific] activity
Source: RefSeq, a predicted model, not a curated record